Priceomyces carsonii is the source of this 657-nucleotide messenger RNA. RefSeq names its product v-SNARE protein (gene VTI1). NCBI's taxonomy places the organism in Eukaryota, Fungi, Ascomycota, Pichiomycetes, Serinales, Debaryomycetaceae. Gene Ontology annotation, biological process: intracellular protein transport; macroautophagy; retrograde transport, endosome to Golgi. The record is from RefSeq and is a predicted model, not a curated record. The coding region runs from base 1 to 657 and encodes 218 amino acids. Gene Ontology annotation, molecular function: SNARE binding; SNAP receptor activity. The transcript is spliced from 2 exons. Gene Ontology annotation, cellular component: SNARE complex; endoplasmic reticulum membrane; ER to Golgi transport vesicle membrane.
AUGUCUGACUUAUUUCAUACCUACGAAAGUGAUAUCCAGUUGGCUUUACAGGAAGCAAAAUCGAAUUUAACUCAGAUUUCAGGAGGUGGCGAUCGAAAAUCGCUUUUGAAGGCGGUAGAAGAUGCGACUGAUGAGGGUUUAGAGAUAUUAGAUCAAAUGAGUAUAGAGGUCCAAAACUUACCUAGCAGUGAGAGGUCGUCAUAUAAUACUAAGAUACGCCAGUACAAAUCGCAAAUUGAUGAGUAUAAGAGACAGCUCAAAGACUACCUUGAUGACCAAGAUAGAUACGAAUUGUUUGGCAGUAGAUACUCUGACAAUGAUGCCGGUGGAGAUAGUCUUCAUGAUCUGCAACGAAGACAAUUAUUGAAUAACAAUUCAUCGUUAGAAAGAACUUCGGAUAGAUUGAAAGACAGUCAAAGAGUAGCUCUAGAGACUGAAAGAAUUGGAGGAAAUAUACUUAAUGAUUUGAGAUCUCAAGGCGAACAGAUAUCGGGCUCUAGAAACGUUCUCAUGGCUGCAGAUGGCUAUGUGGAUAAGUCAAUAAAAACAUUGAAAUCUAUGAGUAGACGGAUGACGGCUAACAAGUUCAUAAGUUAUGCAAUCAUAGCUGUGUUGAUACUACUCAUUUUUUUGGUGCUUGCUAGUAAGUUUUGGUGA